AAUUGUUAUUAAUAAUAAAUAAAAAAAUGACAUUUUAGAGAUGGCUCAAGAUGAUUGUGUUGAUUGUUAGGAAUAGGUGGAGGUAGAAUGACUCUAUGCCAUCAUUGGCGUUAGUAUUUUCUAAUUAAGCAGUAAUAAUAAUAAUAAACAAAAUUAAACAUUCCACAAAUUAAACAUUAAUUUCAUUCUCAAAUAUCAAAUUUAAUUAAAUAAAUGAAAAUAUAUAAACACCCAAAGUGGUAUGAUUGACCUUGCUGUGUUUGGUCUUGUCAAGUAUUAUUUGUUUAUAUAAAUAUGUCAAUGACCAAGUGAUAACCAGUGAUAACUGUCACUUUUAUUUACAAAAAAAUUUUAAUUAACCUGUAAUUGUUUUUUGAUAUAAAAUUAAAACAAUAUAUCUUUAAAAAUCUCUGAUAACAAUAAUUAAAGAAAUUGUUAAUAAUGGAUUCAUCAGACGGUUGUUCUUUAACUUGUACUGCAGUUUUAGAAUGGACAAAUCCUCAGGGUAUGACAACAAGAAAAGUAAAUUAUCGUUCAGCUUCAUUACGUCUAUUUAGAAAUAAUUUACGUGAUUUAAUGAUUGAAAUUAGAGCUGAUAAAGUAAAUACAACAACAAAACUUGCAUUAAAAGGAAUCAAUGUUUUAAAUCGUUUUAUGAAUGAAGGAAAAGCAACAAUAAAAUUUACAAUUGAACGUUGUACAUUAUUUUUAUCAAAUGCACCAGCAGCACAAUUAAUAUCAUUUUUAAAAACAAUAUUUGUUAAAACAACAACUGAUAAAGAUAAUAAUAAUAAAUCGAAAAAUCCAUUGAGAGAACAUAUAUUGGCAAAUGUAAAAUUAGGUGGUAUACAAGAAAUAAGUCCAGCAACAACAUCUGAGUUAACAAGUGCUAAAGAACGUGCACUUAAAAUAGCAGCAUCAAGAAAAACACCAACAACACCAUCACCAAGUAAUAUUAGAAAACGUAAAUUAACUGAUUCAAAUACACCUAAAAUUCCAAUAGCUAAAAAAUUAUAUAUAAAUCCAACUGAAAUUGAUUUAACUGAAGAACAACGAGGUAUUUUAGAUGCUGUAUUAAAAGGAAGAAAUAUAUUUUUUACUGGAAGUGCAGGAACUGGUAAAUCAUUUCUUUUAAAACGUAUAAUAUCUGAGCUUCCACCAGAUGUUACAACAGCAACAGCAUCAACUGGUGUUGCUGCAUGUCAUAUUGGAGGUAUAACACUUCAUCAAUUUGCUGGUAUUGGUCUUGGAACAGCAACAAUUGAAAGAUCAUAUCAAAUGGCAUCACGUUCAUCAUCAGCAACAGCAUGGAGAAAAACAAAAUAUUUAAUAAUUGAUGAAAUAUCAAUGGUUGAUGGUGAUUAUUUUGAUAAAAUUGAAGCUGUUGCACGUCAUUUACGUAAAAAUGAUAGACCAUUUGGUGGUAUACAAUUAAUAUUAUGUGGUGAUUUUUUUCAAUUACCACCAGUACAAAGUAAUGAUAAUAAAAAAAAAUUUUGUUUUCAAAGUAAAGCAUGGGAAACAUGUGUACAUUUUAAUUAUGAAUUAAAAACAGUACAUCGUCAAAAAGAUAAAAAAUUUGUUGAAAUAUUAAAUAGUAUUAGAAUUGGUAGAGUUACUGAUGAUAUUAUACAAAUAUUAAAAUCAACAUCAAGUCAAAAAGUUGAAAAAUCAGGUGUAUUAGCAACAAGAUUAUGUAGUCAUGUUAAAGAAGCAAAUGAUAUUAAUGAAACACAAUUAUAUAAUCUUGAAGGUAUUACUAAAAUUUAUACAGCACAAGAUUCUGAUGAAUCAAUGAGUCAUAUACUUGAUCAACAACUUCCAGUACCUGGUAAAUUAACAUUAAAAAUUGGUGCACAAGUUAUGUUACUUAAAAAUAUUAAUAUAACAAAUGGUCUUGUUAAUGGUGCACGUGGUGUUGUUAUUAAAUUUGAUGAUGAUAUACCAGUUGUUAAAUUUUUAACUGGUGAAAUAUAUACAGCUAAAAAUGAAAAAUGGACAAUUAAAAAUGCAAGUGGUAGUAUUAUUUAUCGUAAACAAAUUCCAUUAAAAUUAGCAUGGGCAUUUUCAAUUCAUAAAAGUCAAGGUUUAACAUUGGAUUGUGUUGAAAUGAGUCUUGCUAAAGUAUUUGAUGCUGGACAAGCAUAUGUUGCAUUAUCAAGAGCACAAAGUUUAGAAUCACUUAGAGUACUUGAUUUUAGUUCACAACAAGUUUGGGCAAAUAGUAGUGUAUUACAAUUUUAUCAAAAUUUUAGAAAAAAAAUUACUGAUAUUGACUAUAUACCAUUAGGAAAAAAACUAAAAAAAAAAUAACUAUAAUAUAUAUUUUAAUUGACUUUUAUUUUUAAUAGAUAAUUUUUAUUUUUAAUUUACUCUUAUUAUGACAAUGUUUUUAAUUUUUAUUUUUUUUAAAUGAUAAUGCAAUAAUAAAUAUUAACUUUUUCCUGAGUUAAUGUACAGUAAUUUUUGAUAGCUUUAUUAAAACUUAAUUAUAAAUUACAUCCAUCAGCAUUUAUGCAAGAUUGACAUGAAUAAUUGUGAUCAGUAUGACUGCACAUUGAUUCAAUGUCUUUGCGAAAUAUACAGCCCCAAACUCUAAAUUUAUAAACUAAAAACAAAAAGAAAACAAUAUUUAUUAUUUAUUAUUAAUUAAGUUAUAAAUAAACAUACUUUUAUCAGUGAAUUUUAUGCACGCUUUUGGAAUAAACUCAUCGUCUUUUAAUAUCAAAUUUUUUGUUAUUGAAAAAAUGAUAUCUUCUUGACUGUCAGAUUUGUUUGAAUGAUUAUCAAUUUGAUCAAAUUGACUAGGUAAAAUAAAUGAAUAAGUUUUUGGAAUUAUAUCAAUUGAACAAUCCAUUAACUCCAUUUCUUUUGGGAUAAUUGCACAAUUUUUAUUUGUCCUGGAAUCACAAAUGUAGCACUUUAGUAAUAAACCUUGAAAAAAAUAAAAAAAUAUAAUUUUUUAAUUCACUCUCAAUUAUAAUUAUUGAAAUAAUUUUUUUAUUUAAUUAAACAAGUAUUUACCUUGAUGGAUUGUAGCAAAUAUAAUAACUAAAAAUAAUAGACUCAUGUUAGCAAUUUUUUAAAAUGACAAUAAUUAAAUAAUAAUAUGUUAUUUUAAAAAUAAAAAAGUUUUUUUCUCA
Molecule: messenger RNA, 3143 nt
Organism: Aphidius gifuensis
Lineage: Eukaryota; Metazoa; Arthropoda; Insecta; Hymenoptera; Braconidae
Gene: Pif1
Product: ATP-dependent DNA helicase PIF1
Exons: 2
Coding region: 442-2313 (623 amino acids)
Biological process (GO): DNA repair; telomere maintenance
Molecular function (GO): DNA helicase activity; ATP hydrolysis activity
Source: RefSeq, a predicted model, not a curated record